UUCGCGUUCGGAUCUUGGUCGUCUCACAUCGCCGUGUUCACUAAAUAGCGGGCGGUGACGUUUACAACGAGCAACCAUACAGCAUGUCUCCCAUCGCUGUUCCAUCGUCUGGCAGUCGCCCCGUGUCAGUUGAGAGCAUCGCCUCUUACCGAGCCUACGAUUAUGUGCAUUGGUAUGUCGGCAAUGCAAAGCAAGCCGCCGCUUUCUACGCGACACACUUUGGCUUUGAGCGGAUUGCGUACCGUGGACUAGAGACUGGAAGCCGUGCCACUGCUUCGCAUGUGGUACGCAAUGGCCAGGUCACUUUUGUCUUUACCUCUCCACUGCGCGGAUUGAAAGACCUCGACAAGUAUAGUGAGGAGGACCGCACGAUUUUGGAGGAGAUCCAUGACCAUCUGGAGAAGCACGGAGAUGCCGUGAGAGAUGUCGCUUUCGAAGUCGACGAUGUGCAAGCUUUGUAUGACGCUGCGAUAGCAGCCGGCGCCAAGUCGGUCUCGCCCCCCAAAACAUUGUCGGAUAAAUCUGGAGACGUUCAGGUUGCCACACUUCAGACGUAUGGAGAGACGGUCCACACUUUGGUUCAACGGAAAAGUUACCGCGGAGCGUUCCUGCCUGGAUUCAGAUCAGAGACAGGAACCCACCCUGCCAACGCUGUCCUGCCCCCCAUUCACCUCCAAGCCGUGGAUCAUUGUGUCGGCAACCAGGACUGGAAUGAGAUGGAAGCCAUCUGCGACUAUUACGAGAAAGCUCUAGGAUUCCACCGCUUCUGGUCAGUCGACGACAAAGACAUCUGUACGGACUUCUCAGCGCUCAAGUCUAUCGUCAUGGCCUCGCCGAACGAUGUGGUCAAGAUGCCUAUCAAUGAGCCCGCCAAAGGCAAGAAACAGUCCCAGAUUGAAGAGUAUAUCGACUUUUACGGUGGAGCGGGUGUUCAGCAUAUUGCUCUCAGAACGGACAACAUCAUCCGCGAAAUCACGAAUCUAAGGGCGCGAGGUGUUGAGUUCAUCAAAGUACCAGAGACGUAUUACGUGACGAUGCGCAAACGAUUAUCGGCCAGUGGACUGAAGUUGAAUGAAGAUUUCGACGUCUUGCAGAGUUUGGACAUCCUGAUUGACUUUGAUGAGGGGGGCUAUCUUCUGCAGUUGUUCACAAAGCAUCUCAUGGACCGUCCAACCGUCUUCAUCGAGAUCAUUCAACGGAACAACUUUUCCGGUUUUGGAGCCGGAAACUUUAAAUCCUUGUUCGAGGCCAUUGAGCGGGAGCAAGCUCUGAGGGGAAAUCUUGUAUAAAAAACUCUUGCAUGCUCCGGCCGAAUCAAAAUAUUGACGAGAUGUCUUGAAAGGCCAUCAGUUUCUCCUGGUGUACUCGUAGUCAUGCCAUACAUUGAAGAUAUCAUCAUGCCCCCGGCUAUGGCCAGCGCUCGUGACCAGUGGGACAUUAGAGCCUCCUCAUUAUUGUCUAAGAACCCGAUACGAGCCACGCUGGCGGCCGUCACAGGUACGCCGCCAGACAGUGAUCAGCCAGUCAUAAAUCUCGCAUUGGGUGACCCAACUUCUUCCAAUUUAUACCCUCCACCGCCGUCAACCAUCUCUGCAAUCACCAGAGUCGUUCAGACCUCUUCGUCGAACGGCUACCUACACGGAUCUGGUAGCCUUGAAGCUCGACAAGCUGUGUGCGAGUAUCACGCGAAGU
Molecule: messenger RNA, 1692 nt
Organism: Kockovaella imperatae
Lineage: Eukaryota; Fungi; Basidiomycota; Tremellomycetes; Tremellales; Cuniculitremaceae
Product: Glyoxalase/Bleomycin resistance protein/Dihydroxybiphenyl dioxygenase
Exons: 3
Coding region: 84-1289 (401 amino acids)
Biological process (GO): L-tyrosine catabolic process
Molecular function (GO): 4-hydroxyphenylpyruvate dioxygenase activity
Source: RefSeq, a predicted model, not a curated record